Molecule: messenger RNA, 848 nt
Organism: Habropoda laboriosa
Lineage: Eukaryota; Metazoa; Arthropoda; Insecta; Hymenoptera; Apidae
Gene: ClpP
Product: ATP-dependent Clp protease proteolytic subunit
Exons: 5
Coding region: 129-848 (239 amino acids)
Biological process (GO): protein quality control for misfolded or incompletely synthesized proteins
Cellular component (GO): endopeptidase Clp complex
Molecular function (GO): ATPase binding; serine-type endopeptidase activity; ATP-dependent peptidase activity
Source: RefSeq, a predicted model, not a curated record
CUUUAUAGAAGUUGUCAUAAUAUAAAUAAAUAAAACACAUUGUAUAAAGAAAUGCUCUAUUUACGCCACACUUAAGACAAUUAUACGUACCUAAGUUUAAUGAAAGCAAUAAACGUGAAAUUAUCAAAAUGUUAAAAAGGCUAAACAAUUUGUUACAAAUUUCUGUUUCUGGUCAAAAGAUCUGCAACCGAUAUCUAAAUUUUGUACCUAUUGUUGUAGAACAAAGUGGAAGAGGUGAACGAGCAUAUGACAUUUAUUCACGUCUCUUGAAAGAAAGGAUCAUUUGUCUAAUGGGCCCGAUCACAGAUAAUGUGUCUUCAGUAGUGAUUGCUCAGUUACUAUUUCUGCAAUCAGAAAGUAGUAAAAACCCCAUUCAUAUGUAUAUUAAUUCACCUGGUGGAAGUGUAACAGCAGGACUUGGUAUAUAUGAUACAAUGCAAUAUGUUCUUCCUCCUGUUGCAACAUGGUGUGUAGGACAAGCAUGUUCAAUGGCUAGUUUAUUAUUAGCUGCAGGAACAAAGGGUAUGCGUCAUUCAUUGCCUAAUGCAAGAAUUAUGACACAUCAGCCAUCAGGAGGGGUAUCUGGUCAAGCUACAGAUAUACAGAUACAAGCCCUAGAAAUAUUAAAACUUAAAAAACAAAUUAAUGAUUUGUAUGUAAAACAUACAGGCGCGGAUUUAAAAAAAAUAGAACAUUGUAUGGAAAGAGACAAUUUUAUGAGUGCUACUGAAGCAAAGGAAUUUGGAAUUAUAGACAAGGUACUAACACAUCCAAUGCAAGAGGAAGAAACAGAAAGCACAAAGUUGCCUGAAACUAACCUUGAAUUUACCCAAACUACCCAAGUUUAA